Molecule: messenger RNA, 1602 nt
Organism: Humulus lupulus (European hop)
Lineage: Eukaryota; Viridiplantae; Streptophyta; Magnoliopsida; Rosales; Cannabaceae
Product: DNA replication licensing factor MCM3-like
Exons: 11
Coding region: 1-1224 (407 amino acids)
Biological process (GO): DNA strand elongation involved in DNA replication; DNA replication; double-strand break repair via break-induced replication
Cellular component (GO): MCM complex; nucleus
Molecular function (GO): single-stranded DNA binding; ATP binding; single-stranded DNA helicase activity
Source: RefSeq, a predicted model, not a curated record
AUGUAUAUUGUCUGUGGAGAUUGUUUCAAUCAAGAAACAGGAGAGAGAAGGCUUGAAGCUGGUGCAAUGGUGCUUGCUGAUCGUGGAGUUGUCUGCAUUGAUGAAUUUGACAAGAUGAAUGAUCAAGAUCGUGUUGCUAUUCAUGAGGUUAUGGAGCAGCAGACUGUAACUAUUGCUAAAGCUGGUAUCCAUGCAUCGCUCAAUGCUCGUUGCAGUGUGGUUGCAGCUGCAAAUCCCAUAUACGGAACUUAUGACCGCUCAAUUACUCCAACCAAAAAUAUUGGACUUCCAGACUCUUUACUUUCUCGUUUCGAUUUACUAUUUAUUGUACUUGAUCAAAUGGAUGCUGAUAUUGACCGGUACAUCUCGGAGCAUGUGUUGCGUAUGCAUCGGUUUCGUUCUGCAACUGAUGGGGGUGAAGCAGCCCUUGGUGGGGGUUCGAGAUAUGGUAGAGAAGAGGAAGCAGAUAAUGAUUCGUCUGUGUUUGUGAAGUAUAAUCGAAUGCUGCAUGGAAAGAAAACAGAUAGAGGUCGUAAGCGUGAUACACUCACUAUCAAGUUUCUGAAGAAGUACAUUCACUAUGCAAAGCAUAGGAUUCAACCAGAACUUACUGAUGAGGCAUCUGAGCAAAUUGCAGCUGCAUAUGCAGAACUUAGAAAUGCUGGUUCAAAUGCUAAGACUGGAGGGACACUUCCAAUUACUGCCAGAACCUUAGAAACCAUUAUUCGUCUGUCUACUGCUCAUGCCAAAUUGAAGUUGAGCAGAAAGGUUUUACAGUCAGAUGUCGAAGCUGCACUGAAAGUUUUAAAUUUUGCCAUAUAUCAUAAAGAAUUGACUGAAAUGGAGGAGCGCGAGCAUGAAAAAGAGAAAGAAACUGAGAGCAAACGCAGAGCUGAUCGUCGUUCAGAUGAUCAUGAUACACCAGACGGUGGUGCAGCUGGAAAAGGAGGCCCAACAAUCGAUGCCAUGGAUGUAGAUGACCCUCCAACCCAAUCUGCUGGUGAACUUUCUCCAGAGAGAAUAGAAGCAUUCAAUUCUUUAUUUGGCCAGCAUAUGCGGGCCAAUCACUUGGAUACAUUAUCCAUUGACGGAAUAGAGGAGGCUGUCAACUCCAGGGCCGACGUUCGCUACACAAGGGCAGAGAUAAAUGUCCUAUUAGAGAAACUACAAGAUGCUAACCGAGUGAUGAUAGCUGCCGAUGGAAUGGUGCAUAUGAUAUCUUGAGUUGGGUACUAAAUGAUGACCAUUUUCAAUGGCUAAAUCUGGUCAGUUGUAGUAUAAAUUCCCAAACUGUAUUGUUCAGAUGUGGCUGAGAUGACUAACUGGAUACCAGGGCAGCCUAAUUCAGUGUCUCUCGGCUGAUGAUAUUGAUGAAGAAGCAUUUAUUUAGUUAAGAACUGCCUUCAUUUCGGCUUAAGAAAGACCCAAAACUGGAAGAAGAAUUGCAAUUAUGAACUAACUCCAUCCUUUUUCUUGUUUAUUUCAGACAAGUUUCCAUUAGCUUUAGUUGUACUCCUAGCUUAUUAUUCUCUUGCGUUGUGAACUUAGAAUGGUUAUUUGAGACAAAUCCCUCCUAACCUGUUGCAUGGCAUUUUAUACAUA